Molecule: messenger RNA, 2637 nt
Organism: Thunnus maccoyii (southern bluefin tuna)
Lineage: Eukaryota; Metazoa; Chordata; Actinopteri; Scombriformes; Scombridae
Gene: ccdc9
Product: coiled-coil domain containing 9
Exons: 14
Coding region: 382-2637 (751 amino acids)
Source: RefSeq, a predicted model, not a curated record
GCCGUUAGUGUGAACUUACCGUAAAAUCCGCUGCUUUCGGUUAUCUACAUCGUUGUUUGCUAAAACUGUAAAAUGAAGAUGUUGUGUAAAUACGCAUUAACUACUAUUUUUUAUCAGAAAAGUAGCGGUAAACUACAGUUUAGCCUACGAGUUAAACAACGGUUAACGUUACUGUUCCUUUAAAACCACCGAGAUGGGUUCAUUAUUUGGCAGGAAGUUAGCCGCGGCUAACAGGAAACCGAAUAAUGUGGGCACAUUGAGGUGCAGGAAUUGGCAAAGAGCAACGAGUCCUAAGAUUGCUCUUUACACUCGUUACACCCCCUUGAAAAAGGAGGAACAAGCAGUCUGCCACCUGUGUAUGAAGACGAGUCAGAGGCAGCGAUGUCUUCAGCGGUAGAUCUCAAAACCAAGGAGGAGAAAGAUGCAGAGUUGGACAGACGAAUCGAAGCUCUGAGGAAGAAGAAUGAAGCUCUGGUCAAGCGCUACCAGGAAAUAGAGGAAGACAAGAAGAAGGCGGAGCAGGAGGGCAUCGCCGUAACAACGCCUCGAAAGCCCCGAGCCCACGAGCCGGAGACGGACAGGAGGAAGACGGAGAAAGAAAACUUCACUGUUACAGUCGACCUCUCUAAACCGACGGGGGAGAAGAGAGUCGUGAACGACUGGAAACCCGGAACGCCUCGCGGCCGGAAGACAUCGGAGGAGAGCGAGGGCCACAGAGGGCCGGGCGAGGGCCACAGGGGACCGGGCGAGGGCCACAGGGGACCGGGCGAGGGCCACAGAGGGCCUGGCGAGGGCCAUAGAGGACCGGGCGAGGGCCACAGAGGGCCAAGCGACGGCCACAGCCCCCCCAGAAGGACAGGAUCUGGACGAGUGGGUCGGGGAGGGCAGAGAGGAGGAGGAGGUGGUGAAAGAGGAGGUCGGCAGGAUAGGAGAGACCGAGAACCCAGGACACCCAGAGAUGGAGAACCCGGAGAGCCAGGAGGACAGGGACGUAGAGGAGGAAGGAGAGGAAGAGGAGGAGGAGGAGAAGGAGGAGGAGGAGGGACACCAGGUGGCAUGGACAGAAAAUCCAAGGAAUGGGAGGAGAAAAGGCGACAGAACAUUGAAAAGAUGAAUGAAGAGAUGGAGAGAAUAGCAGAGUAUGAGAGAGGACAGCGGCCGGAUGGAGACAAGCCCAUCCGUAACUUCCUGGACGACCCGAGACGUUCGGGUCCAGCACCAGACAUAGACCGCAAAGAGGGCAGCAGGAGACAUGUACGAAACUGGGGAGGGCUGGACUUCGACAACGUGAAGACAGGAACUGAACUGGAGAAAGAGUGGACUAGUCGGAGGCCUGGUCCUAAAGGCUCCGUGGACAUGACCAUGUCUAUGACCGGCCGGGAGAGAGCAGAAUACCUGCGCUGGAAGAAGGAGCGCGAGCAGAUCGACGAGGAGAGACUAGCACGCCAUCGUAACGCCACCGGACAGUGGAGACGAGAGUGGGACGCACAGAAGACGGAGAACAUGUUCAAGGAGGACCCAUAUGCAGCGGCAGAGGGCAUCACAUCAGAGCAGGGCAGCAGGAGAGACGACAGUAAGCGACCUCCUAAAGCGCCGACAUUCGGCGACUUCCUGUCCCAGGGCAGGACACAGGGGCCCCGAGGGGAAUGGAGCCGAGGAAGAGGAAGAGGACAGAAACAGAGCUACAGCAUGCAUGACAACCGCUGGGAAGGAGAGAAAGAAGAAGAGGAGGAGAAGGAAAAGGGGGACAAGACAAAGAGAGAGGAGAAGACUAAGAAGAAGGAGAAAGAAGAAGAAAAAUCCAAACCUCCCGCCGCACAGAAGGUGGAGGAGAAAGAAGGAGACGGAGAGGAAGACGACGAAGAAUGGGAGGACGCCAGCGAUGGAGAAGAAGUCGACGAAGGAGUGGAGGAAGGGAGCAACGCUUCCGAGGGAGAAAACGACUCCAGGGGCGACGAGAAGAAAGACACCGGGAAAGAGAAACAAGCCACGAGCAAAGACAACUCCCCUACAUCUCCCAAGCCUCGUUCUCGAACAACAUCGGCGGGAAGCCCCAAAGAGCAGCGGACCCCGAGGCCGAAGGUCCACAUCCCCUCCCCGUCGGCGGUUCAGGAGUCACCCGAGGGAGGAAAACCCCUCAGCCCCUUCUCCCCGCUGGACGGACACCAGCCCGUCACAGACUGGGGGGAAGAGAUGGAGAUGCUGUCGCCCCGGAGCAGCAUGGGAGGAGAGAGCCCACUGAAACCCCCCAGCACUGAGGCCAGCCCCUCCCAAAAGAAGGAGCAGCAGAAGGAGAAGGAGGAGGAGACGAAGAGUGAAGCUGCCACCUCCGAUGAACCUGCUGAGCCACAGAAAGAGGAGGAAACAGCCAUAGAGGUUUCCUCGUCUCCAGAAAAGACUAAACCCCAGCAGACUGUGAUCGUGACAGAAGCAGAAGAGUCGGUCCCCACAGACUCCCCGGCUGCACCGCCAUCUGACCCCGCCCCGCCAUCUGACCCCGCACCUCCAUCUGACCCUGCACCUCCAUCUGACCCUGCCCCGCCAUCUGACCCCGCCCCGCCAUCUGACCCCGCCCCGUCAUCUGACCCCACACCACCAUCUGACCCCACACCACCAUCUGACCCCGCCCCCAUCUGA